Messenger RNA from Mesocricetus auratus (golden hamster), 1838 nucleotides. RefSeq names its product interstitial collagenase A. The transcript is spliced from 10 exons. Lineage: Eukaryota; Metazoa; Chordata; Mammalia; Rodentia; Cricetidae. The coding region runs from base 1 to 1404 and encodes 467 amino acids. Gene Ontology annotation, biological process: proteolysis; extracellular matrix organization; collagen catabolic process. Gene Ontology annotation, molecular function: metalloendopeptidase activity; zinc ion binding. Gene Ontology annotation, cellular component: extracellular matrix. The record is from RefSeq and is a predicted model, not a curated record.
AUGCCUAGCCUUCCUUUGCUGUUGCUUCUUUGGGGCACCAGCUCUUAUGCCUUCCCUGUGUUUCAAGACGGACAGCGGCAAGAUGUGGAGACUGCCUGGAAAUACCUGGAAAACUACUACAACUUGAACAAAGAGACAGCAGCUAGUGACCCAAGUGUUAAGGAGUUGAUGGCUAGAAAGCUGAAGCAAAUGCAGCAAAUAUUUGGGCUGAAGGUGACUGGAAAGUCAGACCCUGAAACCCUCAGAGCGAUGAGGAAACCCAGGUGUGGGGUACCUGAUGCGACACCAUACGCUAUUACUUACGACAACCCACGCUGGACAAAAACGAAUCUGACAUACAGCAUUUUAAACUACACACCGUAUUUGUCAAGAGCAGUUGUGGAAGAGUCCAUCGAGAAGGCCUUCCAAGUCUGGAGUAGUGUGACACCACUAACGUUCUCCAGGGUCUAUGACGAGGAGGGGGACAUCGAGCUGGCUUUCUACAGAGGAGACCAUGACGACAAUAACCCCUUUGACGGACCUAACUACAGCCUUGCUCACGCUUUCCAGCCAGGCCCAAGGAUUGGGGGCGAUGUUCAUUUCGAUCUUGAUGAAAGGUGGACCGACACCAGUGAGAAUUUCAACUUGUUCUAUGUUGCAACUCAUGAAUUGGGUCACUCCCUUGGCCUCACUCAUUCUUCCGAUAUAGGGGCACUAAUGUUCCCCAGCUAUACAUGGUACACUGAUGACUUUGUGCUAAACCAGGACGAUAUUAAUCGCAUCCAGGCUUUAUAUGGACCUUCCCCAAAUCCCGUCCAGCCCACAGGUGCAACAACCCCACAACCGUGUGAUAGUGAUCUAACCUUUGAUGCUAUAACUACAUUUCGGGGAGAGGUGAUGUUCUUUAAAGGCAGGUUCUACAUUCGUGUAGCCCGAUUCUUGCCAGAACCUGAGCUCAAUUUGAUAGGUAUACUCUGGCCAAAUCUGCCAGGUAAACUUGAUGCUGCUUAUGAAGCUAGUAUAAUAGAUGAAGUCCGCUUUUUCAAAGGCAAUAGGGUGUGGGCUGUCCGUACGCAGAGUGUCCUGAGAGGAUUCCCAGUGGACAUCCAGAGCUUCUUUGGCUUCCCCAGCAGUGUGACACACAUUGAUGCGGCUGUCAGUGAGGAAUACAGUGAAAAGACAUACUUCUUUGUUGAUGACAUGUACUGGAGGUAUGAUGAACGUAGACGGUCCAUGGAUCCAGGUUAUCCAAAAUUAAUAUCAGAGGGCUUCCCUGGAGUUGGCAAUAAAGUUGAUGAUGUUUUCGAGAAAAAUGGGUAUUUCUAUUUCUUUCGUGAAACAACUCAAUACAGAUUUAACCUUCAAACAAAAAGGGUUGAUGCUAUCCGGGAUUCUAACACCUGGUUCAACUGCCAAAGAUUCUAGUGGCCUGUUCCCAGUCAAUGAAAAUGCAUUUCUCAUGAUGUAAAAGAAGAUAUUUUUCUGAAGAGUCAAGCAUUUUUAUAUUUAUUUAUCUUCUAGAAUUGUUGGUACACUUGUAUUUAUAUUUUGCCUUGCAUAUCUUAUAGCUCAUAUUUUAUAUAUUUUAUAUCUCAUCUUGCAUAUUUUGGCUGACAAUAGUUAUGAACUAAAACAGUUUAGUGCCACAAUUGACAGCCCAAAAAGAUCGAGUCAUUGAAGGAGGCUGUUUGUGUGUGUCUCUGACAUUACCCCUAGGCCUCUCCUUUCAAGAGAGGAGGGUCAGCAGACAAACUCUCCCAGAAGAAAAGCGGUUCUUGAACACAUGAAUCACUCUACAUGAGAAAAAGCCAUUGGUGCUUUGGGUCUGUUUUUUUAAAACAUCUUACAGCCCCGGCUGG